AAUGCUCGGAGGAAAGAUUGUGCUAAGCAGCGCGGCUGCCUUGCUUUCAGCUACUGGAGCAUCUGCUCUUGUUCCAGUUCUUGACAAGAGACAGUAUUUUCCCGCCAAUGCCACUGGUCUCAAGACCAUUACUGUGUGUGCUAAACAACACGUUUCGUUGAUGGUGACUGACCUUGAUGAUAGNACUCCUACAAAUGUGACCAUUCGCUACAAGGAGCCUGGCAAGGAGGGCAUCUGUGAGACCACACCCGGUGUGAACUCGUACUCUGGAUAUAUCGAUCUUGCUCCUGAUAUGCACACUUUCUUCUGGUUCUUCGAGUCCAGAAACGACCCAGCAAAAGAUCCCAUCACAUUGUGGCUCAAUGGAGGUCCGGGAAGUGACUCUCUUAUUGGUCUGUUCCAAGAACUAGGUCCUUGCAACGUCACCGCCAAUCUCACCACUCAGGUCAAUCCCUACAGCUGGAAUGAGGUAUCCAACAUGUUGUUCCUGUCCCAACCAUUUGGUGUUGGUUUCCAGUUAUCAGGGAGGGAAGAAAAGGGUUCUUUGAACCCUGUUACUGGCUCNUUUGAGAAUGCCACAAUGGCCAACGCUACUGGCAUCUACCCUGUUAUCAAUGCGACCGAAAUCGACACUACUGACCUCGCAGCUGUUGCAGCUUGGCAUGUUCUGCAAGGGUUUCUCGGUGCCUUGCCUCAACUCGAUGCUGAGAUCGGCAGCAACAAGGAGUUCAACCUCUGGACUGAGAGCUACGGUGGUCAUUAUGGUACGACCAUCUUUUUCAACUACUUCAAUAACCAGAACAAGCUUAUCUCCAAUGGAACCAUCCCUGGUGUCAAGCUCGACUUUAACACUCUUGGUAUCGGAAACGGAAUCAUUGACGAGAAGGUUCAGGCCCCUCACUACCCAGAAUUCGCUGUUAACAACACAUACGGUAUCAAGGCAGUCAAUGACACUGUCUAUAAUUACAUGAAGUUCGCUCUGACCAUGCCCAACGGAUGUCUCGAUCUGGUUGACUACUGCCGUCAAGCCAGAGAGACCGGUCAAGACAACCUUGCCACCAAGACUCUCUGCUCCGAAGCUCAAGACAUGUGCAGAGACAACGUCGAAGGUCCCUACUACAGCUUCUCCGGACGUGGAACAUACGACAUCAGACAUUCUAGCAAUGACCCUACUCCUCCUGAGUACUUCGCCGAUUUCUUGAACCUUGCUGAAGUUCAAAAUGCUCUUGGUGUCAGUCUCAACUACACAGAGUCCAACGACGAUGUCUACUAUGCAUUCCAGGCCACAGGAGAUUUUGUCUACAACAGCUUCCUGAAGGAUCUUGAAAACUUGCUUGCACAGGGACUUCGUUCAAACAGUGACGCCGACUACAUCUGCAACUGGUUUGGUGGACAAGCCAUUUCGCUCGCCGUGAACUACACGCACAGCAAGGAGUUCGCCGCCGCAGGCUACGAGCCCUUCACCGUCGAUGGUACUGAGUAUGGAGAGGUCCGCCAAUACGGCAACUUCAGUUUCCUUCGUGUCUACGAAGCCGGACAUGAAGUUCCCUACUACCAGCCUCAGGGUGCUCUUGCCCUCUUCAAUCGUACCAUCAACCACUGGAAUAUUGCGGAUGGCACUGAGAUGGUUACUGCCAACUUGACUAGCUAUGGCACCCCCAACGCUACUCACACAGAGUCGUUUGUGGCUUUGCCUCCUACCUCGACUGCUAGUGCCAGUGCCAGUGCCAGCGCUUCCACUACUGGUGGCGCCGUGCCCCAACUGUGGAGAUCU
Molecule: messenger RNA, 1774 nt
Organism: Aureobasidium musti
Lineage: Eukaryota; Fungi; Ascomycota; Dothideomycetes; Dothideales; Saccotheciaceae
Source: the annotation of a GenBank genome assembly